Molecule: messenger RNA, 2509 nt
Organism: Coffea arabica (coffee)
Lineage: Eukaryota; Viridiplantae; Streptophyta; Magnoliopsida; Gentianales; Rubiaceae
Source: RefSeq, a predicted model, not a curated record
GUUGUUGCGGCACUCUGAAGAUAUAGUACUAGGAGGAGAAGGGGGUGCUUAGAGAGUGUAGAGAGAGAACAAAAGUAAACAAAGAAAGAAAGAAAGAAAGAAAUGAAGUAGAUGUUGAUGGGAUCGCACCAGCAACGACUACAGCGACGACAUCAGCAGCAGCAAAAUCCCAACCAUCACUAACUGAACCCCCAAAUUACAUCAAUUAGAGUGAGACAUCAUCCCCCAAACCCCCCAUUUUCCUCUUUGCUCUUCCUCAUCUCAUCUCAUCCCUUCGCAUCUGUGUUUGUUGUGCUACUGCUACUAUUCAUAUUCCAUCAACCAUCCCAUUCUACUCCCAUCUCAUGUCUCCAGAUCUGUAUUUCCCUCAGGUUUCACCCUUCUCCUUCCUCUAAUUGCUACUAUUUCAGGUUCAAGCGUGAAGAGGGACCAAUUGCAAGGGCUUGUCCUACAUGAUGUGCAUUACUGUGAAUAGGAAGUUCACAAAAUAUUUUGGGACUCAAAUUGCAAGAAAGAAAGUUUUUGCUUCAUGACAUUCAUCGUGCAUUUUGAGAUUUUUUCUCAAUUAGUGAUCUGCCCUCUUAUUUGGUUCAUGCUACUGAGAUAUGGAUAGCCAUCCAUUUUCUUCUUUGGAUAAUGAGGGAAAGCAGCUUCUGUUGCCACGUAAUGAUUGGUGCAUGAUUUCAGAGCCACACAUAACAGCUGCUACAGAACUUGUGCUUCAUUAGUGCAUGAUAAGAACUCGGGAUGGGUUCUAGAUUUCCAUCUCAUCAGCUGAGCAAUGGCUUGUAUGUAUCUGGCCGGCCUGAGCAGCCGAAAGAGCGGACACCAACCAUGAGCUCUGUGGCCAUGCCAUACACUGGUGGUGAUAUCAAGAAGUCUGGAGAGCUUGGAAAGAUGUUUGAUAUUCCUGUUGAUGGCUCUAAGUCACGGAAAUCUGGACCUGUAACCAAUGCUCCUUCAAGGACUGGAUCAUUUGCUGGAGCUGCCUCACAUUCAGGACCAAUCAAUCCUAAUACUGCUGCUAGAGCCAGCUAUUCCACCUCUGGUCCAGUAUCAUCUGCAGGAGCAUCUGGUUCAGCAUCAAUGAAGAAAUCAAAUUCUGGGCCUUUGAGUAAACAUGGGGAACCUAUAAAAAAAUCAUCUGGCCCACAAUCUGGUGGGGUCACCCCCCUUGCCCGCCAAAAUUCCGGUCCACUCGCUCCAGUUCUUCCUACAACAGGACUAAUUACUUCCGGUCCAAUCUCUUCUGGUCCGUUGAAUUCAUCUGGUGCCCCACGUAAGGUCUCUGGUCCUUUGGACUCAAUGGGGUCAGUCAAAGUACAUGGUCCUUCUGUUGCUAACAACCCAGCUGUGACUACUCUUAGUCAAGAAGAUGACUAUUCCUUCAAGAGGAAUUUUCCAAAGCCUAUCCUGUGGGCAAUGAUCUUGCUGUUCAUCAUGGGUUUCAUUGCUGGUGGCUUUAUCCUUGGAGCCGUGCACAAUGCUAUUUUGCUCAUUGUUGUUGUUGUUCUCUUCGCCAUUGUUGCGGCGUUAUUCCUUUGGAAUUCUUGUUGGGGGAAAAGAGCUAUAAUUGGUUUCAUUGCCAAUUAUCCUGAUGCCGAAUUGAGAACUGCAAAGAAUGGGCAAUAUGUCAAGGUUUCAGGGGUGGUGACUUGUGGAAAUGUACCCCUGGAAUCAUCCUUCCAAAAGGUGCCAAGAUGUGUCUAUACUUCUACAAGUUUAUAUGAGUAUCGAGGUUGGGACUCAAAAGCUGCAAAUCCUACCCAUCGUCGUUUUACGUGGGGGCUUAGGUCAUCAGAAAGGCACGUUGUUGACUUCUACAUCUCUGAUUUUCAGUCUGGUUUGAGAGCUUUAGUUAAGACAGGCUAUGGUGCUAGGGUGACUCCUUAUGUGCAGGAAUCUGUCGUUGUUGAAGUCAAUCCUUUGAACAAGGAGCUGUCUCCUGAUUUUAUCAGAUGGUUGGGGGAUAGGAAUCUUUCGAGCGAUAAUCGAGUGAUGCGGUUGAAGGAAGGGUACAUUAAAGAAGGGAGCACGGUGAGUGUGAUGGGAGUUGUGCAGAGAAACGAGAAUGUGCUGAUGAUAGUUCCGCCUCCAGAGCCGUUCACAACAGGAUGCCAGUGGAGCAAGUGUAUCUUUCCGGCAAGCUUAGAGGGUGUGGUGUUGAGCUGCGAAGACGCAUCAAAGAUAGAUGUGAUCCCAGUAUAAUUAAGUGGAUUUGGUUUCGUUUCUUAAUGACAUCGACUGGUUUUGGGUAAUUUGCUUUGUGAAGGUUUGUUGUCUUGCAAUAUAGGUAGUGGUUGUAGAGGAGUGCAAAAAUAUAGUGGUUGAUUGAGCUGUCGUUAGUUUGUGCAUGGUUUUUCUUCUCUCUGCUUUUUUUUUUUUAAUUGUUAAAUCCUUUGAGUAAGGGGGGUCUCAUUUUAUUAAUUUCUUAUACUAGCAUGAAAUGAAAGGUUUUGUACCGGAAUGGUUUAUAUAUAGUAGCAAUUGGAAAACUUGAUGCUGUAUA